Messenger RNA from Delphinapterus leucas (beluga whale), 4179 nucleotides. The record is from RefSeq and is a predicted model, not a curated record. Lineage: Eukaryota; Metazoa; Chordata; Mammalia; Artiodactyla; Monodontidae.
UCCUCCUCUUUCCCGUGGCACCCUCCUCCCAUCCUCACCACAGGGGAAGCAGGAGAGGACCAUCUGCAGAGGAUGAAAGCUCUGCCGAUCAUGCGGCAACAGCAUUGCCGAAGAUGAGAGCCAGGGUCUGGGCCUCCCAACAUGCAUCUCCUGAGGUGGCACCCUCCCCUGAAUGGACUGACAUGGUCCCAGACUGUAGAGUUCUUUGGGUUUGGCCUCAGUUCUGGUCCUUGCCUCAGGUCCAAGGAGGGCAUGUGAAGCCCAGGCUGCUGCCAGCCCCACCCUCUCCAGAAGCCAUCCAAAGGCAAAUAACAUUAGUUAUUUGGUGGGAGGCCUGGUGAAGGGGCGUGAGAACUGCUGAAGCAGAGGAUCAAGCAGAGGCUGGUGGAUGGGGGUGAACCACCCCCAACCCAGCCAUAGACCCUGGGACAGAACCACACAUCAAAGCGACAAGCACCCAAAAGAAGAAUCUGGGGGGACCCUCUUAUAUCCAGGGGGCCUCCUGCCUUCCCACCACAAAAAGAAAAAGUCCUUCAGACAUCGGAACUGCUCCUGCGGCUGAGGGCCGUCAUCUUUGGCUCUUUCCCUCUGACCUCUGCCACUUGCUCCCAAAGCCUGACUCUCCCCUUGUGGGAGUGAGGGCUGGAGACGAAAGAACAGAGAGGUCCUGUGGUGUAGACCGUUUCUCACUCUGCAAGCACCCAUCCUUCCUGGCCCAGGCCUGCUUCUCCCAUCACGGCCCCCUGGGCUGUCCAGACGGGAGGCCCUGGGAUCAGGAGCAAGGGACCAGCCUCGGAGGCUGCCUCCAGGCCUCCCUCUCCGGGUCUCACAGCGGGGUGUGUGCACCUUGUCUGACGGCUCCCGGCGAGGCCGGCUCUGGGUGAAGCCCAGUCCUGGUGGGAGAGGUUCCUUUCCCUGCACGGAUGCCCUCGGCUGCCUGGCUUGACCUCCUGCGCGAUGAGCCAGGGACCCGGUCGCGCAGUCUGGCCUCCUCGCCUCGCACGCUGUGUCUUUGGAAGCUCCGGGCAGGCUCUUCUCCUUACGGUCACACUGCUCUCUGGACCCCAAGACUGUCCUCUGGCCUUUCUCGGGUUGGCAGGUGGCCUGAGAAACCGAGUUACCGUUCAAGCUCUGCAAACUGAUGGAGAUGCAGACGGCCCCCACCUGUGGCCACUGGCGGAGCCGAGGCAAGAACGGUGCAGUCCGCCCAGCACUGCCGGAGGACCCACCCGGCCUCGUGCGAAGAAGGGAUGCUCAGGGCACCUGGGUGCUCACCAAGCAGGAGCGCAGCACGACCAUCCAGGCACUGGCUCUCCUGAAUGUCCAUGAGUCAACCUUCCGCUCCCGUGCACCUGGCACUGCCCACGGGUCUCAGGUCCUCCACGCGCUCCGUCGUCCCCGCGGCAUCUCACCCACGGCAGCUGGGUGGUGGCGCCUUUCAGAAAACGGGAAGGCAGGUGGGAGGAGGUGGUGCCUGUGAUGACGGUGGCCUCUGCUUGGGAUGGCGCCUCUGGCCUGCAUGUCCGAGCUUGAUGCCACCAGGAUCUCUGAGCCCAGGGGUAGUGGCCUGGGUCAGUACCCGUGGGCGCCAAGCUGCCAUUGGCUACAACCACCGCUUUGGGUAAAGGUCUGUGUUUCAUCAGUGCCUGUUGGGAUUGAGGGCAGAACGCCUGGGCCUGAUUUUUCUCAGCCAUCUCUGCUGAGUUCCUGGUUGACCCUCGCCCCUCACCCUGAUGGUCGGAGGUCUGGUGGGACAGGAGGCGGAUGCUGGGCUCAUCCUCUGAGCUGCCACCACAGGAUACUCUUGAGAAGAUGAAGCGCCAACCACCCUAGGACCUCAAGUCUGGGUGUAGGGUCGCUUGAUGUGUCUGCAACAGCACCUCCCACCAUGCAGUCUGAGAACCUGAGAACAACCAUCCAUCCCUCACAUUCUACCACCGGCACCAAUCCCUGCCUUCAACCUUUUGUUGCAGUGGGGCCAGUUCUUCACUUCCCGUUUUACUACAUUUCUCCUGGCUAUCUCUGCCUGACAGCCGUGGCAGCUUCCAGAAUGGACUGGUCCUCCUGAGGGAGAAACCCUGUGGUUUUCCAAGUGUGGAAAAUGGAAGGAUUGCCCAAUAUUACUAUACUUUUGAAAGUUAUUACUUUCCAAUGAGCAUAAAGCAAAAUCUGUCAUUUUCCUGCUUGGCUGGUUAUACAACUGAAACUGGGAAACAAGAGACCCAGACCACGUGUACGGCAGCAGGAUGGUCCCCAGAACCACGGUGCUUCAAAAAAUGCCCUAAGCCUGACCUGAGGAAUGGUUACGUCUUUGACACAAAAUUAUUUUACAAAAUUCAAGAGAACAUGCGUUAUCGUUGUGCAUCAGGGUACAAAACCACAACAGGGCAGGAUGAAGGAGUGGUUCAAUGCCUCCCUGUUGGAUGGUCUUCUCAGCCAACCUGUAGGAAGGAACAUGAAACAUGUUUGGCCCCUGAAUUACAUCACGGAAAUUAUUCCACAACACAGAAGAUGUUCAAAGUGAAGGACAAAGUACGAUAUGAGUGUGCCUCUGGGUACCACACAGCUUCUGGGAAGAGGACAGAGGAGGUGGAGUGUCACCCGUACGGAUGGGCCCUCACCCCACGAUGUGCCAAAUUAAUAUGUUCUUCUUUAAGAUCAAUAGAAAAUGGUUAUUUUCAUCCUGUGAAGCAAACCUAUGAAGAAGGAGACGUAGUUCAGUUUUUCUGUCAUAAAAAUUAUUAUCUAAGUGGAUCUGAUUUAAUUCAGUGCUAUAACUUUGGUUGGUACCCAGAAUCUCCUGUCUGUGAAGGAAGAAGAAAUCGAUGUCCUCCUCCCCCUGUGCCUCUGACCUCCAGAAUUCAAAGGUACUCAACCACUUAUCGUCAUGGAGAAACAGUGCGUAUAGAGUGUGGACUUAACUUUGAGAGGCAGGGAUCAGAAGAGAUACGCUGUGAAAAUGGAAAAUGGACAGAACCUCCCAAAUGCAUUGAAGAAAAGCAGAGGAUGGGCUGUGAGGACCCGCCCUUGGUUGAGAAUGCUGCAGCAAACCUAUCCUCCAAGGUCUAUUAUAAUGGGGAUAAAGUGACAUACGUGUGUGAAAGAGGGUAUCACCUCCGGGGACCAGAAGAAAUAACAUGUAAACGUGGAAAAUGGACCCUUCCCCCUGAGUGUGUUGGAAAUACUGGGAAUUGUAAUUCUCCACCUGAUGUAAUAAAUGGAGCUGUUAUUGGCGGAUUAUUAGCAAGCUACCCAACAGGAUCCUCAGUGGAAUAUAGAUGCAAUGAAUAUUACUUAUUGAGAGGAGCAAAAAUAUCUCAUUGUGAACAAGGAAAAUGGUCAUCCCCACCUGUUUGCUUAGAGCCGUGUACAGUUAACAUGGAUGACAUGAGCAGAAAUAACCUAGGGAUGAAGUGGAAUUAUGAAGGGAAGAUCUUACAUGGAGAUUUAAUAGAUUUUGUAUGUAAACAGGGGUAUGACUUGUCUCCAUCAACUGCACCCUCUGAAUUAUCGGUGCAGUGCAACAGAGGUGAAGUGAAAUAUCCUUCAUGUAUUAAAAAAGAAUCUAAAAGAACAUGUGCAUCUCCCCCAUUUAUUAAAAAUGGAGUUAUUAAGAGUUCAACAGUCAGGACCUAUGAAAAUGGUUCCUCAGUGGAAUACAGAUGUUUCGAGCACCAUUUCCUACAAGGGUCUAAGGAGUCCUAUUGUUUAGAGGGAGUGUGGACUACACCACCAUUGUGUUUGGAACCUUGCACAUUAUCUUUUGAUACAAUGGAAAGUAAUAAUUUGCUCCUGAAAUGGAGUUUUGACAAUAGGCCAUAUAUCUUGCACGGCGAGUAUAUUGAGUUUCUUUGUAAGAGAGAUACUUACAUUGAGUUUCCUAUUAUCGGAUCGGAAUUGAGAGUGCAAUGUGACAGAGGGCAGUUAAAAUAUCCAAGAUGUAUUCAAAGAGAAAGGAUGUUGUCUUAUCAAGAACCCUUAAGAACAUGAAAAUGAAUGGCAAAAAGAAGAAUAACAUUUUUGACACAUCAUAAAAUCCUUUAUAAAACAUAAUUGUUAGAAGAAAAAUGUUGAAUUAAAAACCUCUGAUUUUUUACUUGCAUGAAGAUUUGAAUCUAAACUGUUUACGCUGGACAUUUUCUUUAUUUAUAAAUAAAAGCUACACAUGCUAUUGUUUCA